AUAUUACACCUUGUGCUCCUGGUACCUUCAGUAACCGUACUGAGAAUCAGAACCAAGCCAACUGUACUAUGUGCACGCCAGGUUUCUACUGUUCUGGUGGCGAUUCUGUUGAAACUAAUUUAUGCGCUGAGCGUUACUACUGUCCGGGUGGCCAAAAUAUAAGCAGUCCGGCUGAGUUCCUAUGCCCACCUGGUUCAUACUGCUUAGCAGGACAGUCGGAACCCGCACCUUGUGAAAGUGGGACAUAUCAGAAUCAAUAUGGACAGAUUACAUGCGAAGAAUGCCCAUCUAGUUAUUACUGUGAAGCAAUUAACAGUUCUGUUGUAGUAAUAGGUGUAUCUGUUCCUACUGUCUGCCCACAAGGUUAUUUCUGUCCUAACGGCACGCGCUUUGCCAAAGAGUUUCCGUGCCCAUUCGGAACGUACGGCGACCGUCAAAUGCUCUCUAGCGCCGCCGAGUGCAAGGAAUGCGACCGAGGCUCUUUCUGCGGCAGCGCAGGGUUGUUAGCGCCCUCUGGUUUCUGCCAAGCAGGUUUUUAUUGCAUCGGAAACUCCUCCACAGCGACACCUAGGGACGGAACAACGGGGGUGCCGUGCCCGUUAGGAAAAUAUUGCGUGAAUGGAACAAAGGCACCGGAAUUGUGCCCGCCAGGAACUUUUGGACCUGUAGAAGAACUCAAAUCAUCUGAUGAAUGCACUGACUGUACUGGUGGUAAAUUCUGUGAAAAAAGUGGGUUAAUUGAACCUAGUGGGAACUGCACUGCAGGAUUCUACUGCCCUACUGGAUCUAAUUCAUCUACAGCUUAUGAGUGUCCUGUUGGUUUCCAUUGCCCUGAAAUGUCAGCGAUCCCCCAACCCUGCCCUGCUGGUAGUUAUACUGACUCACAACAACAGUCAGUAUGUCAACCUUGUCUAGAGGGUAGCUUCUGUAAUGGAACCGGCAUUGAGAAUUGCCCCGCGGGUUACUACUGCCCCCCUUCAACAGGGGGUGUGCUGUAUCAUUGCCCUCGUGGAACUUAUAGUAACGAGACUGGAUUAAAGAGAGAAGACCAAUGCAAAUACUGUGACCCUGGUUUCUACUGCCCUGAUUUGGCAGCUACUUCUUAUAAAGGUCCAUGUGAUGCCGGAUAUUUUUGUCGCAAUGGAUCAGAUUCGAAAACACCAUCGGGCGGCAACACUGGUGAUGCUGGUGUAUGCCCAGAAGGUUACUACUGCCCUCAAGCAACUGGCGAGCCAUUUGCCUGCAACCCUGGCACUUUCAACAGUCUUCAAAUGGCCAACAGUUCGUCAGCAUGUGUAGAAUGCACUGGAGGCUGGUAUUGUAACAGUAGUGGCUUAUCAUCACCUACUGGUCAAUGUUAUCCUGGUUUCUACUGUACUGGUGGCUCUACUGAACCAGCACCCUCAAUUCCAACAUCAACUGGAGGCCCAUGCCCAAAAGGAUCAUUUUGUGAAAUCGAAAGUAGUGUACCAAGUUUGUGCACAGAUGGUUCAUACACACCAGACAUAGCCCUAUCAACAUGCUACCCAUGCCCUGCUGGCUUCUACUGCCCUAUAGGAGCCACUAACACAACAGAAUGCCCCGUCGGACAUUAUUGUGUGGAUAAUUCAACUUACCCUGUGGCAUGCACUAACGGAACGUACAACAACGAAACUGGUGGCCAAAGUGUGGACGAUUGUCAUUUCUGUCCACCCGGAUACUACUGUCCAUAUAUGGGCAUGGAGAACCCAGAAGGAUUAUGUGCACCAGGAUGGUAUUGUAUUCUCGGGUCCUGGAUGAGAAAACCCACGGUGGUCGGGGUCAAUAUAUCGGGUGAAUGUAGUUGCCCCGCAGAUGGAGGUAUAGGGGGUGAAUGUCAACCGGGGUAUUAUUGCCCCGAAGGAGCGAAUAACCCGAUACCAUGUGACCCAGGUUACUAUUGUAAUGUUGCUGGGUUAUGGGACGUCAGUGGGGCAUGUUUAGAAGGCCAUUACUGCAUUGGUGCAAGUGAAAAGCACGCACCGGUUGAUGAAAUAUAUGGAAGUAUAUGCCCUGUUGGUAACUACUGUCCUACCAAUAGUUCAGCGCCCACAAAAUGUGAAACAGGAUUUUUUACAAACUCAACUGGCAACACUGGAAUAGUAGAUUGUGAAAUGUGUACAGGAGGAUGGUAUUGCCCGUCACCAGGACUUGAUUUACCUUUAGCUAAGUGUGAGAUGGGAUUCUAUUGUCCACCUGGAUCCACCGAAAAAGCUCCAUCAGCUAACCAGUGUCCUGCUGGAACUGAAUGCCCAGCAGGCAGUGUAAACUUCACACCGUGUUAUUCCGGUUCAUACCAGCCAGAUCCAGAAAGAGGGACAUGCUUUACUUGCCCAGAAGGCAAAUAUUGUGAUUUCCUUGAGGCAACACUGGCUGGCCUUGAAGGGGUCACGACCCCUGAACCUUGCCCUGCAGGAUUCUAUUGCCCAAGUAGUACAAAAUUUGCAACAGAACACGCAUGCCCUAAUGGAACAUAUAACGACCAAAUGAACAGAGGAAAAGUAACAGACUGUGUUAAAUGUGAUGGAGGUUUCUUCUGCGAUCGUACGAACCAAACUUCACCAACUGCUCCAUGUUAUGUUGGGUAUUACUGUCCACUUGGAACAAUAUUACCAACUGAUAAUGAAUGUCCUAUGGGCUCUUAUUGCCCUGCCAUGUCCACCGUUCCAACCAAGUGUCCUGAGGGUAAAUAUGGAAAUGCUCCUGGGUUGGGAAGUGCAGAUGAUUGCCACCCAUGUGAUCCUGGCAUGUAUUGUGACACUGAUGGCUUAACUGCACCCAGAGAUGGCUGCAGUCCAGGCUUCUACUGUUCUGGUAAUUCUACUGAACCAGACCCAAGAGGGCAACUAUAUGGCGACGUAUGUCCUGCCGGUGCUUACUGUCCUGCUAACAGCAGUCAACCAUUAUACUGUAGCAGUGGUACAUUCAACCCCAACACACAACAAACACAAGCAAGUGACUGCCAAUCUUGCACGCCUGGUUCAUAUUGUAACUCCAGUGGUUUAGCUGACGUCACAGGUGACUGCUGGCCUGGUUUCUACUGCAAUGGCAGUGCUAGUGACCCCACCCAACACCCGUGCACAGUCGGUCAUUACUGCCCUGGAGGUAGCCCUGAUCCUGUAGCAUGUGUCAAUGGUACAUAUUCAAAUGUGACCGGGGCACCAAUGUGUCAACCGUGUCCAGAGGGCUGGUAUUGCGUGGAUGGUGCAGUGGACCCUCUCCCGUGCCCACAAGGUUAUUACUGCCCUGCUCAAACUGGUUACGACUGGCAGAUGUGUGAGACAGGUACCUUUAACCCCACAUAUGGGUUAAGCGGUCAAGAUGAAUGCACUCAGUGCACACCUGGUUCAUAUUGCAAUGUAGCAGGCCAACCUACAGUGGGUGGCCAAUGUGAUCCUCAGUUCAACUGUAUAUUAGGUGUAGAUACACCACAGCCUAAUAAUGCUACUAAUAAGGGUUCUGGAGGACCAUGUCCAGUAGGUCAUCAAUGUAUGAAUGGAACAGCUGUGUUAUGUCCCCCAGGAACAUAUGCAAACACUGAAAGACAACCUUUAUGUACAGUUUGUACUGCAGGGGGUUACUGCAGUGGGGGAACCAUCAACCCCGAAGCUUGCCCCAUGGGUCAUUACUGUUUACCUGGUACCAUGUCUGCACACCAGUACCCAUGCGAUGCUGGAACAUUUAACAACAAAACUGGUCAAGCUACUUCUACCAGUUGUUUAGCAUGCACUGGUGGUAUGUUUUGUGAAGGAACUGGCAACACUGAGCCAGAUGGUGAAUGUGAUCCAGGUUAUUACUGUGUAAGCGGUUCUGACAGCCGUAAACCGGUUGCAACCGGUACAACAACUGGUUCUACCAGCAAUGAAACCUGCAGCAGUUUAUUUGAUUGUGUGUGCCCUGUCCUACCUGAUACAAGAGGGGGUAUUUGUACACCAGGUUACUUUUGCCCGAGAGGAAGCGACAAGCCAAACGAAUGCACACCAGGAAUGUAUUGUCCAGAUUAUGAAAUGGAAAUACCAUUGUUAAGUUGUGACGCUGGUUACUACUGUAGUAAUGGCAGUUCCACCCCUACCAAGUUUGACUGCCCACCCGGUUACUACUGUGAAGUAGGCACAGGUGUACCACAAGCUUGCUUACCUGGUACUUACAGUCCUACCUACAAUAAUAAGAACGUCAGUGCAUGUCUACCGUGUGAAGCUGGCUAUUACUGUCAAGGCAGUCAUAACGCGAACCCCACCAACAACUGUACGGGGGGUUACUACUGCCCUGGGGGUGACAUUACCCCCACUUUUGUAUGCCCACGCAACCACUUCUGCCCAGUGGGGUCUAAGAACGCUACAGUAUGUAGUGCAGGUACCUUCCAACCAUCACAAGGAAAGGAAAGUUGCCAAACUUGCUCGGUGGCUCGCAUAUGUGACCCAUACAAUGGUGUUUCACUUGACCCUGAGAAUUGCCCACAAGGUUAUUACUGCGUUGCUGGGACAACUCAACCUGAACCUUGCCCUGCAGGAAAAUUUGGCGAUUCUGUAAAUUUACCUGCAGAAGCUAACUGUCUUGAUUGUACAAGUGGUAUGUACUGUAGUAAGCCUGGCUUACCUGCUCCAGAUGGUGAAUGUUAUGCUGGUUAUUACUGCACUGGGGGUGCAAGUCAACCUGAUCCUUAUAUGGAUAACUCCGCUGGCAGUUCAGGUGGAGUGUUCUUAGGAAACAGUAUCUGCCCUGUUGGUCAUUACUGUCUAAAUGGUACCAGCACCCCAACACCUUGUCCUGCUGGUACUUUCUCACAAGACACACGAAGAACAAAUGUGUCAGAAUGCCUGCCGUGCCCCCCGGGAAAAUACUGCGACUCCUCCGGAAGGAGCAAUGGAACUACAGCACCUGACUGCAAUCAGGGUUUCUACUGUACUGGAGGUGCCAUCUCCCCCAGCCCAGACGAUGACACCGGUCACCCUUGUCCAAAAGGUUACCACUGCCCUGCUGGUUCUUCCGUGCCGCUUGGCUGCGACCCUGGGAGCUACAGCCCUACUAUACAAGCUGACACGUGCACGCCGUGUCCAGCCGGUGCACUUUGUCCUUUCGCAAAUAUGACAGCGGCCACUCCAUGCUAUGCAGGCUACUACUGCAUGUCUGCCACCUCCGUUCCCAACCCAUGCCCACAGUCGACCUACAGUGAUCAAGUUGGGGCGUUAGAUAACACAACUUGUCAACCAUGUUCACCUGGUGCGUUCUGUAAUGGAACUGGAAAUGAUGCCCCAACAGGUCCAUGUGAUGCUGGUUAUCUAUGCAACUUGGGCAGUUACACCCCAACACCUAUUGACGAUGGUAGUCUGCCUUAUAAUGGUCGUUGCCCAGUGGGCCAAUACUGCCUCAGUGGUGCCACGGAUGGCACAGAUUGCCCGAGGGGCACGAUGCGCAACACGACGGGUGCUGCUGCAGAAGAUGAAUGUUUUCCAUGCAAUCCUGGUUUCUACUGUUUAAAUGCUGGCCAAUCUGCCCCAACCAAGCCAUGUGAAAAAGGUUACUAUUGCCCUGGUAAUGCGUCUAAUACAUCACCCACACAGUAUGAUUGCCCAGUGGGCCAUAUGUGCCCUGAACAAUCUGCGGCACCUAUACCUUGCCAAACAGGUGUGUUUUGUGUUGUUUCCUGAUUUUCAGCAUCCUUUUC
Ciona intestinalis (vase tunicate) is the source of this 5683-nucleotide messenger RNA. The record is from RefSeq and is a predicted model, not a curated record. Lineage: Eukaryota; Metazoa; Chordata; Ascidiacea; Phlebobranchia; Cionidae.